Molecule: messenger RNA, 1341 nt
Organism: Clavispora lusitaniae ATCC 42720
Lineage: Eukaryota; Fungi; Ascomycota; Pichiomycetes; Serinales; Metschnikowiaceae
Product: WD40 repeat domain-containing protein
Biological process (GO): DNA-templated DNA replication; rRNA processing
Cellular component (GO): nuclear pre-replicative complex
Molecular function (GO): protein binding
Source: RefSeq, a predicted model, not a curated record
AUGGAAGAAGCAGUUUUCUACAUCCAGGGUUUGCCUGAGAAAAAAAGCGAGCCGCUAGCUUCUGCCACAUCUAUUCACAGCGGACAGCACGUUGCGCUGUUUCGGGCGGGCGCUCCAAGACACGGAGCUGCUCUUUCAGGUAUAGGUCCAAACGAGCGUCUUUUCGUGGCCGGCGCCAGCGCCAUCAUCUUUUCGUAUUUGUGGGGAAAGGAGAGCGUGGACCAGCGGUUCCCUGUUCCUGAACAGAUGGCUUGUCUUGCGGUGGCAAACCAUCCAGAAACUGUCUCUGACAAAACCAAUGUGACUUCUCCAUCCUCAUCGCCAUUGUCUGCGCCAGCCUGUCCCUGGCUUCUUGCGGCCGGUGCUCCAUCAGGCCGCUUGUACGUGUGGGAGCUUGCGUCGGGCCGCCUUCUAUGUGUGAAGGAUGCCCAUUACCAGGCGCUCACGAUGAUCCAGUUUUCUCGUUGCGGCACGUUUGCGGUGACAGCAGGAGAAGAUGCGCGGGUUCUGGUGUGGCGGACAAGCGACUUGGUUACAGGCACAGCGGCGCCGUUUGCUACUUUUGCCGACCACACAUUGGCGGUGACGGAUAUUUGCGUCGACUCGGGCUCUCUUUCUGUCGUGUCGGCCUCGCGCGACGGCACAGUGCGGGUGUACGAUAUUAUGAGCAAAACGCUCCGGUCGACGUUUGUGUUUUCGCAGCCCGUUUCGAGCGUGGCGCGCGAUCCCGCAGGCCGCGCGCUCUACGCAGCUUUGGCCGACGGAACCAUUCGACAAGUGCAAAUGUACACGGUAAAUCCACACACACACAUGAUGGAGGCCGUUGGCAGUGGGAUUGUCACAGUUCCAGCAGACCCAGAAUUGGCCUACACAUUUGUGCACCAUGGUUCGGCCGAGGUGACGCUGUUGGCCAUGUCGAUGGAUGGAAUUAACCUUGUUUCAGGCGACAGCGAGGGCCGCGUUUUCGUCACAGACGUGGUGACCAAGCAAGUUGUGCGCGCCUUCACUGCGGGAGCAAGCGUUUCGCACUUGGAGGUUGGCGUGUUCUCGCGUGAGAAAAAGGCCGCGCCUGCGCGCAUGCUUAUUCCGCUCAAGCGCGUGGUGGCGGCGCAAGAUCCGCUCGAGCAUCUGGUGGCAGUGCAGAUCCGCGCCGAUGAACACGGUUCUGCCGCCGCUAAAUCGGCGCCCGACUUUGCGGCGUGGCUCGAGGAAAAAGCGCACCAACAAUGGGAAUUUGCACAAGAGGCACCCGAACAACAAAAGUUACAAAAAUUGUCAGCAGCAUACAAUGCAUUGAAGGAGAACUAUGAAAAGUUGCUUGCGGGAAAGGAGGAAAACUGA